ACUGAAAUGUUGUUAUUCACCCUCAAAGUUUAGUGUAGUGCUUUCGCAAAAGCUAUAGCAACAAUGCUUCCUCCGGUGAAUCUUGCACUGCUCGAUCAAAAUCCAAAGUUCAAGGCUCUAUACAAAGAUCUCACGACGAACAAAUUGAAUACAGAUUGCACAACCAAAGACCUUAAGAAGCAACGCAUACAAGAGGGUUUAAGUAAUGUGUGCAGCUGUAUAUGGCACCAGCUUGGAGGCACCAGGCUGACUCCUUUCAGCAACUCUCCAAAGCACGCGUCGAAGCAGCAGAGCGAUCCAUAUUGAUGGA
Messenger RNA from Pseudovirgaria hyperparasitica, 310 nucleotides. RefSeq lists its product as uncharacterized. The transcript has a single exon. NCBI's taxonomy places the organism in Eukaryota, Fungi, Ascomycota, Dothideomycetes, Acrospermales, Acrospermaceae. The record is from RefSeq and is a predicted model, not a curated record. Bases 64 to 306 code for a protein of 80 amino acids.